CUCGAAGAAGUGCAAUAUCCACACUCACAAAUAGGCAUUCCAAGCUCACAUUUCUCCACUACAUAAUCUAGCAUUUGUUCAAAGCUUUGGUCCAGUAAGCAUUCAUGAUGACUACUUCGGCUGCAAUGCAAUCCUACUUGGCCAACCCUAUGACCCGUUUGGCCACUGGGUCUAGGGUGAACCACUUUCUUCCCAGCACUUAUGUGCCACGUUUGCCUAGGAAUGCUACCGUGCGUGUGCGGUCCAUGGCAGAGAAAGACAAUCAAGAGCAGCCAACACCUGUUGUAGCUACUCCACCACCGAUACCACAGGCGCCACUUAAACCUAAGGUGAGCACGAAGUUCUCUGACGUGUUGGCGUUCAGUGGGCCCGCACCGGAGAGGAUCAACGGCAGGCUAGCCAUGGUUGGCUUCGUUGCUGCGAUGGCGGUAGAGCUAUCCAGGGGCCAGGACGUGUUUGCUCAGAUAUCCAACGGCGGGAUCCCAUGGUUCGUAGGAACCACCAUUGUGCUAUCAUUUGCAUCUCUGAUUCCUUUGUUCAAAGGGGUGAGCGUGGAGUCCAAGUCAGAAGGGUUUAUGACUUCAGAUGCUGAGAUGUGGAAUGGGAGGUUUGCCAUGUUGGGUUUGGUUGCACUCGCCUUCACCGAGUUUGUGAAGGGUGGAACCCUUGUGUAAACUCUGAUUUUGUUAAUUAGAACCGAUGAAUAAAACAAUAUAGGUCCAUGUAAUUCUGAAGCAAAUAGUGUAAAUCAAUUUUAGUAAAUCAAAGCAUACGAAUUUAUCAAUUCAAA
Molecule: messenger RNA, 790 nt
Organism: Corylus avellana
Lineage: Eukaryota; Viridiplantae; Streptophyta; Magnoliopsida; Fagales; Betulaceae
Product: early light-induced protein, chloroplastic
Source: RefSeq, a predicted model, not a curated record